This is a messenger RNA of Phytophthora nicotianae INRA-310, 1626 nucleotides long. RefSeq lists its product as hypothetical. Bases 1 to 1626 code for a protein of 541 amino acids. The transcript has a single exon. The record is from RefSeq and is a predicted model, not a curated record. Lineage: Eukaryota; Oomycota; Peronosporomycetes; Peronosporales; Peronosporaceae. Gene Ontology annotation, cellular component: Set1C/COMPASS complex.
AUGGCGAGCAACUUUGAGCUGGACCAUGCGUAUCUGCGCCAGACUGUGGGCGCUCCAUUGACGGAGGCGAUGGCUCAACUAGCGAUUUUGCAACCAGAAGAUCCUGUCGAGUUCCUGGGCAACUACCUGCUCAAGCACGUUGCCAAUGUGGAGACGCAACAGAAGCUUCAAAAACAGAAGCAACGACCUGGACUCGUCACUCCGCGUGAUAAUACUCAACAAGACCCGGUUGACACGGAACAACAGCAGCACCAACUGGAGUGGGAAAAGGUGCUUGAGGAGGAGAAGCAAGUGCACGAUCAGCUGCACAACGAACCGAGCAUGGUGCUGGUGUUCCAGCGAUUCCUAGAGUGGAUCUGCUCAAUGCUCAACGCUGAAGAAGCCUACAUUGGUCGAAAGUGUGUAGACCCCCAAGGGAACUGCGUCAUCCACUUCAUAGCAAGCUCCAAGCAUCCACAGUCUACUGUAGUCGACAACUUCGUGGCUCAGCCUACAGACGAAGGAGAUGAAGAAGGAGUUCGCCGUGGAAUCGGUGUCACGUUUGAUGUGUUCAAAGAGAUUGUACCAACCGAUGAAGACGGCAAUCCGGCAGUUGAUACUGAAGGGAACGCGCUACCAGCAUCUCCGCCAAAGUUCGUUCAUAUUGAGAAUGUACUACGCGAGCCGCGGGUCAAAUUCUUCGGUGUGCCAAAGCUAGGUGCACUCCUUGCGCGUGCUGGGCAGUACAAAAGCUAUUUACAUGCCGAUGUGCGUAACGAGAGUAACCCAGAAGAACCUAAUGUGCUCGAGCAGUGGCUUGUCUUUUCCGCUGACACGAUUGGUCAAGCUCGACCCUUUACCAAGAAAGAGAUUGACCGCUUCCGUCAUGCCACUGAGCUCUUCCUAACUACACUCGAGGAGACUGAACGCGCACUUUACAUAAAAGACAACGAGAGAUGUCUAUCCAACGAUGAACCCCUACUACGAGAGUUCCUAGUGGCUUUUGCUGCACAAGUGGCAGUUCAAGAAGAAAAUCUAGCAGCGCAAUUACCGGGACCACCAGAAGGUGAAGAACUGAGUGAAGCAGCUCAGCAACAACGCGCUGCAAAAGACGCAGAGCUUCGUCUUUCCUUCCUGAUGACGCUGCUAGUGUCACACAUUCCAACGUUAUCGCUCGCGUCUGCUCGAGUUGUGCCUUUCAAGGGAUUCGUGCUGACAACGUUCGCAGCAGCACUGGAACUUCUUGGCUAUACACGUCGCGAACUGUACAAUCCCGCUACGGGUCAGCCAAGUUGGGACAAGAUUUCGCCAUUGCUUGGUGAGGCGAUGCUAACGGAAUCCUUAAACACCUUUGAGUCGUCUUUGGAGACUAUGAGAUCUUUGGCUGAAGCAGACAGCACUAGUGCUAACGGACUCCGUGCUGUCAGAAAAGCUCUGCCAGCAACGCCAACUGCAGUUGCCCAAGCGAAGCAAAACCUUGCCGAGAUUGCUAAGGCAGAUGUUGACACUGCGAGUCCUGUAGCCUCGUGCUUCUACAUGUGGAGCCUUGCUGUUGUUGCACGUGCUGAGAGCAUCACCGCUAUGGCUGAGCAGGCACAACAGCUCGAGGAUGAAACCGUGGCAGCGGCAGCAGGAGACGAUGCGUAG